Messenger RNA from Gadus morhua (Atlantic cod), 2202 nucleotides. Its product is annotated as ubiquitin carboxyl-terminal hydrolase 2. The transcript is spliced from 12 exons. The record is from RefSeq and is a predicted model, not a curated record. Gene Ontology annotation, biological process: protein deubiquitination. Gene Ontology annotation, molecular function: cysteine-type deubiquitinase activity. NCBI's taxonomy places the organism in Eukaryota, Metazoa, Chordata, Actinopteri, Gadiformes, Gadidae. The coding region runs from base 217 to 1410 and encodes 397 amino acids.
ACGCAACAGUCCCACUUCGUCUGUAUUCUACUACGACGGAGGACGGUAGAUCGAUUAGGCUCUGCUACCGUAACAAUUGAUUCGAUAGGCUUAUAUAUCGUUGACCAAUUUGUGCCAUCGACCCGGCAGCAAUAGCGCGUCUGUUUACUUUGGUCCUAUAUUAUUUGGACCAAAGUACCGUGAAGUACUUUUUUUCGUUUUACUAUAAAGUUAAGCAUGCGGCAGUCGUAUACCUUAACGGAGCCGGAUAAUGUCUCGGUCACUGGAUUUCCCUUUGGCCGACAGGACAGCAGGCGCAAGAACAGACCGAUGUCUCGGUCAGUGUUGAUGUCCACCUUCAUGGGACUGCUCAUCAACCAAGCCAAGAACAAGAGCUCCCAGGGUCUGGUGGGACUAAGGAACCUUGGCAACACUUGUUUCAUGAACUCCAUCCUCCAGUGCCUGAGCAACACUCCGGAGCUGAGGGACUUCUGUCUCAGAUACAUCCACCCAGCAGAGCUCAGCCGAUGUGGGAACCAAGUUGCUCUAAUGGAGGAGUUCGCUAAGCUAACGAAGACCUUGUGGACGUCGGUCAACAGUGACGCGGUCAGCCCCUCCGAUUUCAAGACCCAGAUCCAGAAAUAUGCUCCAAAAUUCUUGGGCUACAAUCAGCAGGAUGCCCAAGAGUUCCUGCGCUUCCUAUUGGACGGACUCCACAAUGAUGUCAACCGGGCGACGGUGUGUCCCAGGGUGACAGAGGACUUUGACCACCUAUCGGACACUGAGAAAAGUCAAAAGAUGUGGAACAGAUACAGAGAAUCAGAGGACAGCAAAGUGGUUGAUUUGUUUGUUGGGCAGCUGAAGAGUUCCCUGACCUGCAGUGAGUGUGACUUCUGCUCCACAAUGUUCGACCCUUUCUGGGACCUGUCUCUGCCGAUCGCACAGAAAGACACAGAGGAGGUGACUCUGACCGACUGCAUGCGGCUCUUGACCAGAGAGGACGUGUUGGACGGAGAAGAGAGACCUACUUGCCAGCGAUGUAAAGUCAGAAGAAAAUGCAGCAAGAAGUUUUCCAUCCAGAAGUUUCCAGAGGUCCUCGUGCUUCACCUGAAGCGUUUCUCCGAGCCCCCGUCACACGCCAAAAAGCUCACCACCUUCGUCAACUUCCCCCUCACAGAGCUGGACCUGGGCGAGUUUGCCUCGGCAGACGGCGUGCACGCUGUGUACAGCCUGUACGCCGUGUCCAACCACUCGGGGAGCAUCCUGGGGGGGCACUACACAGCCUUCUGCAAGAACCCUGCGCUGGAGCAGUGGUACCGCUACAACGACUCCAGAGUGAGCCCCAUGUCUGCUAGCGAGGUGCACAGCAGUGAUGCCUACGUGCUCUUCUACGAGCUGACACCGCAUCAAUACCAGACACAGCGCCUGUAGACACCAAUGCCGCCACACAAACAAUCACGCACACACGCACUCACACACACACACACACACACACACACACACACACACACACACACACACACACACACACACACACACACACACACACACACACACACACACAGGGCCGUAGCACCAAAUCCUGGGCCCCACACACACACACACACACACACACACACACACACACACACCACACACCACACACCACACACCACACACAUCGGCAACGGAGCAAUCGGAGCCACGCUAGAGCCUUGUGUCGGCAGACCUGCAAAGCUCAGCAGACCGGCUCUGCUUGGACUCCCCCUGCAGUGAACCCUGUGACGAUGUUGACUGGGGGGCGGGGCGCAGGAUUCCUUGUCACUGCAGGAAUCGACAAGCGAGCCCCCUUGCAAAAGGGUUGUUUUCCGUGCGUUCGGAUUUGCUGUGGAAAAGAGGGAAAUGUGUGUGUCAGCGUGCCCACAUGCAAGUGUGUAUGUCAACGGAGACUGCGUCUUGAGAUCGGUUGUCAAGCUCGGAAGGUUUGAUUUGCUGCAGAGCCAUUGGUGUUUCGGUGAAGUGAGGAUGAGUCACCUGCGAACUCAGGACUUCUGGCGCUCUCUAGUGGCCAAACUGGAUAUUUGUCGCACACGCCUGAGAACAACAUAAUGGAGGAAUAAUAAUAUCUUAUUAAAAAAACGUGUUUCUAACUUGCACUGAACGGAGAACUUAGUGAAUGUUACUUUUCGCAUCUCUGUGGAGAUGCUUAAGUUCCAUGGUAAUAAAGUUGUAUGAUCAAAAAUC